This is a messenger RNA of Pangasianodon hypophthalmus (striped catfish), 2829 nucleotides long. RefSeq names its product endoplasmic reticulum oxidoreductase 1 alpha (gene ero1a). The coding region runs from base 174 to 1568 and encodes 464 amino acids. Gene Ontology annotation, molecular function: protein-disulfide reductase activity; FAD binding; thiol oxidase activity. Gene Ontology annotation, cellular component: endoplasmic reticulum membrane; endoplasmic reticulum. The record is from RefSeq and is a predicted model, not a curated record. Gene Ontology annotation, biological process: protein folding in endoplasmic reticulum. NCBI's taxonomy places the organism in Eukaryota, Metazoa, Chordata, Actinopteri, Siluriformes, Pangasiidae. The transcript is spliced from 16 exons.
AAACAGGAAGUUAAUGACACAACCCACUUUCACACGCACUCUUACACGCUCUCUUUCACACCUACACACACUCUAUCUCUCUCUAACACACAGAACACAUCCUAAACUCCAGCUUACAAGCGAGAGCUUGAAUUCAGACUUGUGUAUUGAAGUGUGUAGCUCAGGGCAGCACAAUGAGAUUAUUAUUAUUGUGUAUAAACUUGAGUGUGCUUGUGUUUCCUGUUUCAGGCAGUAUGGCGAACUCUGCUGCACACAGGUGUUUCUGCAAAGUCACCGGUAGUCUGGACGACUGCGCCUGCGAUGUGGAAACAAUCGAUGGCUUCAACAACAAGAAGCUCUUCCCCCAACUUCAGAAACUCCUUUCGUCUGAUUAUUUCAGGUUCUAUAAGGUGAAUCUGAAUAACCCAUGUCCGUUCUGGAGGGACAGCGGCAACUGUGGUCUCAGAGACUGUGCCGUUAAACCCUGCAAACCUAAUGAAGUACCCGAGGGGCUGAAAACCAGCAGCUACAAGUACUCAUUAGAGGCCAGCCAGCACACAAAGGAGUGUGAAAUGGCAGAGAAGCUGGGCGCUGUCAAUAUCUCUCUAAGUGAUGAAACCCGGCAGGCUCUGCUCGACUGGAACCGGCACGAUGACGAGGCCGACCGUUUCUGCAUGCAUGAUGAUGAAGACUCUCCGGAUUCGCAGUAUGUCGAUCUCCUCCUCAACCCUGAGCGAUACACUGGAUAUAAGGGUCCUGAGGCCUGGCAGAUAUGGAACAGUAUAUAUGAAGAAAACUGUUUCAAACCGUAUACAGUUAAACGACCACUGAACCCUCUGGUGUCGAGCAGUGGAGACAGUGAAGGAAGGGGAUUCUACAAGUGGCUGGAAGGUCUGUGUGUGGAGAAAAGAGCGUUCUUCAGGCUCGUCUCAGGACUGCAUGCGAGCAUAAAUGUGCACUUGAGUGCCAGGUACCUGUUGGAUGAUAACUGGUUUGAGAGGAAGUGGGGUCCCAACGUCACUGAGUUCCAGCUGAGAUUUGAUGAAGAACUGACAAAAGGAGAAGGACCCAAACGUCUGAGGAAUCUCUACUUCCUCUAUCUGAUCGAGCUCCGUGCCCUGGCUAAAGUCCUGCCUUUCUUUGAGCGUCCCUCCAUCCAUCUGUACACAGGAGAGGCAGAACAAGACAAGCAGACUAAAGAGCUGCUCUUAGAGCUCCUCCAUAUGGCCAAGUCUUUCCCAUUGCAUUUUGAUGAAACCACACUGUUUGCAGGCGAUAAGACAGAAGCAGCAAAGCUAAAAGAAGACCUCAGGCUGACUUUUAAGAACAUCUCUAGGAUCAUGGACUGCGUAGGAUGCUACAAGUGUAGACUGUGGGGCAAACUGCAGACCCAGGGUUUAGGUACAGUUCUAAAGAUCCUGUUCUCAGAGAAGCAAAUUGAAACUCUUCCUCAGUCCAGCAACGCCAAACCGUCCUUCCAGCUGAGUCGGCAGGAGAUCGUUUCCCUCUUCAACGCUUUCGGGAGAAUCUCAACAAGUAUUCAAGAACUGGAAAACUUCCGGAAACUGUUAUCAGAGCUCAAGCAAUGAGGUGAUCUCAGCCUGAUGUUAUUCCUUCGCGUGGAUGAACAGCCUGCUAUCUAUCAACCAAGACAUGUUUGACGUUCCAAGUUGGCUUCUUUAGUUUUCCACAGGAAUUAGGAGGAGAUUGUAGCUACCAGUUUAGCACAUCAGGUAUUUCAACCAGACUUGUUCACAUGCUUUCCGACACUGUAUCACAUAUUAUUAUCUAUAAAAAUGGACAAAAGGAUACCACAGAACUAAAAACAAUACUAACGGCCAUUUUGUAUCUGAAUCAUGUUCUUUCUCAGCACAUAGUUUGGUGUCACUUGGUGUUAUGUCAUUAUAGGUCAUUAUGUCGUUUUAGGCGUGCUUAGGUGUGAUGCUUUAGGCAGGCAAAUUGGUAGCUAUAAGCUUUCUUGUUUAGCUAUAUUAGCUACAGAAGAAAACUUUCAACCACCAAACAUGUCUUGGUUGAUUAUAAUAGGAGUAACAAGAAAUGAAAAAAAAAAAAAUCAUUUUUGCCCAAACUGUUCAUUUAAGCUCGACUCAGGAAGUGUGGUUGAAGAUCAUGAGAAACUUUACAGCCCAAAGAGAAAGUCUCAAUGCCAAUGAGAUGUCCUUGAGGUAUGAGAUUUGGCAAUACAGAUGCCCCUAAACAAACCGAGCACUUUAAUGACUGAGGAUUAAAUUUAGCAUUUAGCACAAUUUGCACUAUGGCAUAUCUGAGGAAUGUAUUUCACAAAGAAGUUUGGAGCGAAAAUAAGAAUUAGGACUACUCCCACAUAGGAUUGUUUUUUUUUCUCAGGGAUUUAAGUCAAAAUUUCAGAAUCAAUUAGACAAUAAUGUGGAAAAUAGGCUUGUCGUUCUUGAGUCAGGUACUACUGAUGAAUAAGGAUCAUUUUUGGAUGAUUCUUCUAUUGCAUACAGUUGUUAAAACUAUUGGUUUUUGCAUUUCGUUUUGUAUCUUGCAUCACAAUACUUGUCCAUAGUUCACAUUAGGUAUCGUGAUAUUUAGUUGUAUGUUAGAACAGAUACGUCAUCUUUAAAAAAAGUACGUAAAGCAUUACAACAUGAAACAGGAAAAAAAAUAAAUUAAAUAGUAAAUACAUUUACAUAUACAUGCAUACAGAUGAUGUGAGAAAACUGUAUUUUGACUUUUUUGUGAUGGUAAUAUAUUGUCUUAUCACCUGUGGUUCAGUAGGUUUAUGGAUUUUUCUUUUUGUUCUACCAUAAUUUGACAACCGCCAUGUAAAUGUGUUCAUUCCUUAAUAAAAAUUAUUUACAUGCA